Molecule: messenger RNA, 1916 nt
Organism: Planococcus citri (citrus mealybug)
Lineage: Eukaryota; Metazoa; Arthropoda; Insecta; Hemiptera; Pseudococcidae
Product: hexosaminidase D-like
Exons: 6
Coding region: 89-1720 (543 amino acids)
Biological process (GO): carbohydrate metabolic process
Molecular function (GO): hexosaminidase activity
Source: RefSeq, a predicted model, not a curated record
CAUACUAAUACGCUCAACUUCUCAAAUUGAAAGGAACCGUGUACAAGCGUAACAAGGUACUUCGAAUUUUUACGUAUUAUCUGUGAAAAUGAAAGUCAAAGUGUUGAGAUUGAGAAUAAGUCAUGUAAAGAUGAAGAAAUUGGGCAUGUGCAUGGUGAUAAUUUUAGCGUUGAUGCUUCUCAUACGCUCGAUCAUCUACCGAAUUCAUCAUUUCACCACCCAGACCACCCAGGGUACAGAUCAUUUGAUUAAAAGAAAUCCAAUUUUACAAGUUGUUCAUUUGGACCUGAAAGGAGCUCCUCCCAAGAUGUCUUAUCUGAUACACCUUUUACCAAGACUAAGUAGCAUCGGAGUCAAUGGUUUAUUGGUAGAAUAUGAAGAUAUGUUUCCGUACGAUGGUGAACUUGAAAAAAUCCCAUCUAAAUCACAUUACUCUAAAGAAGAAGUUUCACGAUUUUUGAAAUACUGCGCCGAACUAAACAUCGAAGUUAUUCCACUGAUUCAAACGUUCGGGCAUAUGGAAUACAUUUUGAAGAAACGAGAAUUCAGUGAUCUGCGAGAAGAUCCGGAAGAUUCUCGUGCAAUUUGUCCAUCGAAUGAUCGUUCGUUGAAAUUGAUUAAAGAAAUGAUUCGUCAGGUUUUGGCUUUACACAAGUUUAGCAAAAGAAUACAUAUCGGUUGUGACGAAGUAUCUGGCUUAAACAUGUGUCCAAGAUGCCUGGAAAAACGAAAAUCUACAAUGGAAACUUUCAUCGAUCACGUAAAACAAGUAGCAAUGCAUAUUCAAGUCAGUUACAAUAAUUCAUUUACCACGCUUAUAUGGGACGAUAAGCUACGUUGGAUACCGUAUGAUCUCGUGAAUGGAUCAAAUUUACACCAAUAUGUCGAAGUUGUAAUCUGGGAUUACACUCCAGAACUUGAAGUUGAUAAAUAUCCAUUUUGGAAUAUGUAUACGAGCCUUUUCAAAAAAAUCUGGAUAGCUGGUGCAUUCAAAGGAGCCGAUGGUGAAACAGAAAUAUUACCAUGGAUGAAAACACGUUUUAUGAAUCACGAAUCUUUGCUGAAGUUACUUGAAAAAACUUCAUCAAAUACGGUAGCAGGCUUCAUAUCCACUGGAUGGUCCAGAUAUAGUCAUAACUUACCAUUAUGCGAACUGCUCCCCGCAUCGAUUCCUUCUUUGUUUUUGACUUCUUUGAAAGUAGCAGCUACCUUGGACUCAUCCCGCAGGCCUAAUUAUUUGGACGAUUAUAAGGAUAUCCUUCUAUGUGAUCUCGUUGAACGUUGUCCUCUAAGAUUUUGUUUUGGGUCAGAAUAUCGCAUUGAGGUUUUCUACGACAUAAGCUUUUCACGACACUGCUCAUUUCCAGAAUCUCGUCUUGUAGUCAGUACUUGGGAAUUGCAACAACUUCAAAACCAGAUUAAGCAUUUAUGCGAUGGAUUAAUCAAAAAAUACAGUUGGGAUUGCGAGGACCCUUUAAAAAGUAACACGCUGCAAAUCCAAUUCUUGAAUAUUAAUGGUAUCAAUGAACAUUUGAAAGCCGAGUCUUUCGAUUUGAUUAUAUCGCAGUUUCAUCGUGUUAACAUCUCGCUCAGUCAAGAAAUGGAAAUAUUUUUCAACGAAAAUACUAUUAAAGAAUGGUUUAAAACACACGUCGAACCUUUUUCGUGGAAAUUGAAGAGUAUGAACUCCACUCUCCACUUAAUUACUUCAAACGAAUAGGUAACGACCGGCUUUCCAGAGAAUUUGUAUCAGCAUGAUAUGUAUUGUACACGAGUAGGUAUACCUAUAUUCUGAAUGAUUAAACAAUAAGUUCGUUUAUAAAUACGUGUAUAGUUCGUAUUUUUAUGCAAAGCCUGUAAUUUUAGAAUGCCUGAUGAUAAUAAAACACGUAUCAGUUACAGUGUAUUUUUGUGGU